CUGCAUUCAUAGUACCACGAGACAAUUAUAUGACUUCCCAGCGAGGGCUUGGACGUUCUAAAGAAUUUCAUAGUUAUCCCUCAUUACUUUAAUGAAUUUCGACGGAAUGUGAGUUAGGCUAUCGACUGCAUCUCUUUUCAUGGAUUCGAAACAAAACCUUGAGAGAGAUGAAGAACGGGAUAAUUUGCUAGAUGGUCUUGCCUUGCUCCCAUAUUUUGAGCGUCUAACACACUUUAUCCGUGGUUCAACAAGACACCUAGUUGCAGGCGGAGUAACAGUGGUUGACUUCCGGCCUCUGUAUACGGUUAUAGUUCAUCACCUCCAGCGCCAGCUGGCUGAGGAGAUCCAGAAGAUAGAGAAGGCGGACAUCACAGGCCAGCAGUUGGAGGAUAUCAGAGGAACUCUCCAUAAAUAUACGGAUGCUCUCCGAGACUUCGAAUUCAUUCACGGCAACCGGUGGAACACGCACUUUGUAAAGGAAAUUGCGGCUUCGCGGCUCGACGACGGCCGAGGAUCGAGGCUGCAAGCGGCGUUGAUCUGGGACCUAGGCCUCAAGGCUCCCGCCUCACACCGCAGCCUGUUCCGGGAUUCGGACUUACUUGGCUCAUUCAAUCCCAAGCUGAUGCAGCAUGGGACAUCGGUUGGGGGGAGUCUAGGUACGGGCCGAGCGCAGGCGAUGGCGAGGGAGGAGCGUCGAAUGCAUUUCCACAUGGCCUUGAAGCGAUUCGCUUUUGCUAUCAUCGGAGGGUUAAUCAUCGUGGUGCCUAUGCUUAUCUUGGUUGUCGGUAGUGCGACGGCUAAAACGCUGGCUGUUAUCUCAACGUCGAUUUUCCUCUUCGCAGUUAGUGUCGCCGUCUUUUCUACGACGGAGCCAGGAAACCUUCUGGCUGCUACGGCAGCAUAUGCUGCUGUGUUGAUGGCGCUCAUUGGAGGCGGCCACAGGAGCAAUAUCUGAUAUCAAUGCCUGCAAUGUAAUGACCACUCGGCUUGGGGACCUGUCUCAACCUCGAUCGCCUAUUUCUUCUUCUUCUUUUCUGCGUGUUAAUACAGAUCGAAAAUAUCG
This is a messenger RNA of Hyaloscypha bicolor E, 1063 nucleotides long. RefSeq lists its product as uncharacterized. The coding region runs from base 140 to 955 and encodes 271 amino acids. NCBI's taxonomy places the organism in Eukaryota, Fungi, Ascomycota, Leotiomycetes, Helotiales, Hyaloscyphaceae. The transcript has 2 exons. The record is from RefSeq and is a predicted model, not a curated record.